Molecule: messenger RNA, 727 nt
Organism: Octodon degus (degu)
Lineage: Eukaryota; Metazoa; Chordata; Mammalia; Rodentia; Octodontidae
Gene: Oip5
Product: Opa interacting protein 5
Exons: 6
Coding region: 69-650 (193 amino acids)
Biological process (GO): CENP-A containing chromatin assembly; chromosome segregation
Cellular component (GO): chromosome, centromeric region; nucleus; chromatin
Source: RefSeq, a predicted model, not a curated record
CACAGUCCUUGCGCAGCUUUCACCAUUCCUCGGAGGAGACGGCCAGUGAGCCAGGCUUGACGACCUCCAUGGAGUGGGAUACGCAGGUGGUGAAGGGGUCCUCGCCGAUCGGCCCCACCGGGCUGAGGGCGGGCGAGCAGCCCACGGGCCCGCGACUGCCGUCGUGGCUGCAGCCCGAGAGGUGCGCGGUGUUCCAGUGCGCUCAGUGCCGGGCUGUGAUUGGCGACUCGUUGCACCUCGUCUGGAAUCUGUCGCAAACCGUCGGGGCCGUGGUCUUUUCCAAAGUCACAGAAAACGUCGUGUUGGAAGACUCUUUUCUGGUGGGCAUCGAGGGUUUGCUCAAGUGCAGCACUUACAACCAGUUAUUCUGCAGUUCCUGUGGGAUUCUCAUUGGUUUCCAUCUGUAUUCCACGCAUACGGCAUUGGCUGCGCUGAGAGGUCAUUUCUGUCUUUACAGUGAUAAAAUGAGUUGCUAUCUCCUUAAAACAAAAGCCAUAGUACGUGCAUCUGAGAUGGAUAUUCAGGGUGAACCUCUACUAGAAAAGAUAACAGAGCUGAAAGAGAUGAUGAUGUUAAUGCAUACUCGCUUAGAUGAAGUAAUGAAGUCUGUGAGGGAAAGGAUGCCUGACCAGACCAAGCCAGAAAACUGACUCAGAACCCAGGCUUCAAUAUAGGCUUCAGGCCUUUCUGGACAGGGUCUAUAGGGCCUCACUAUGUAUAUCGGACU